This is a messenger RNA of Melopsittacus undulatus (budgerigar), 4390 nucleotides long. RefSeq names its product elongator acetyltransferase complex subunit 2 (gene ELP2). Gene Ontology annotation, molecular function: protein binding. The coding region runs from base 20 to 2500 and encodes 826 amino acids. Gene Ontology annotation, cellular component: elongator holoenzyme complex. Lineage: Eukaryota; Metazoa; Chordata; Aves; Psittaciformes; Psittaculidae. Gene Ontology annotation, biological process: tRNA wobble uridine modification. The transcript is spliced from 22 exons. The record is from RefSeq and is a predicted model, not a curated record.
GCAUGCGGCGGAGAGGAAGAUGGCGGCGCCCGUGGAAGUCUGUCACGUUGCGUGUUGCGCCAGUCGGUCGGGCGGCGGGGUCGUGUCCUGGGGGCGAGGGGGGCUCCUCGCCUUCGGCAGCUGCCGCGAUGUUGUCCUCUACGAGCCGGCGAUGAGGCGGGUGGCCGCCGCCCUCCGCGGGCACGGCGGCAGGGUGAACUGCGUGCGCUGGGUCCGUCGGCGGGACGGCGCUUCUGAAACGGAGUUAAUUUCUGGUGGAUCUGAUAAACAGCUCAUUCUUUGGGAAUGGAAUGGAACAGGAGCAUGGAAUGAUCAGCUUGUGAAAAGCGUUCCUCUCAAAGGCCAUGCUGAAGCUGUUUGUGCUGUGGAUGCUGUCUACCAGUCAGAUGAACCUGAUUUAAAUCUGCUAAUAGCUUCUGCAGCUUCUGACUCUACUGUGAGAAUCUGGUCUCGGCAAGGUUCAGAAGCUAAAUGCAUUGAAAUUCUGCAGUUUGGAAAUGGAUUUGUUAUGGAUGUCUGCUUAUCUUUCUUGCCUGGCAGCAAUGUACCAAUACUGGCUUGUGGUGGUGAUGACUGCAAAAUAAGUUUGUUUAUACAGCAGAAUGAUCAGUUUCAGAAAACGUUAAUGCUGCCUGGCCAUGAAGAUUGGAUAAGAGGCAUUGAGUGGGCAGCCUAUGGUGCAGACCUUUUCUUAGCGAGCUGUUCUCAGGAUUGUUUGAUCAGGAUUUGGAAAGUGUGUAUGAAAUCAAAGCAACUUCCAGAAACUGAAGAUGAUUCCAUAAGACUGAAAGAGAAUGUUUUUACUGUCAAAGAUACUGAUACAACAUACGCAGUUACUUUGGAGUCGGUGUUGGCUGGUCAUGAAAACUGGGUGUAUGCAGUUCACUGGCAACCUUCAUUUUUCAAAGAUGGCAGCAUGCAACAACCAAUGCGGAUAAUGUCUGCAUCAAUGGACAAAACUGUGAUCAUCUGGGAACCUGAUAAGGAAUCUGGCGUCUGGCUAGAACAGGUGCGUGUAGGUGAAGUGGGUGGCAAUACCCUUGGAUUUUUUGACUGCCAGUUUAGUCCAGAUGGUUCAAUGAUAGUUGCUCAUGCUUUUCAUGGAGCAUUACAUCUUUGGAAACAGGCUACAGGUGAUAAGAAAGAAUGGACUCCAGAAGUGGUGAUUUCAGGACAUUUUAACAGUGUAGAGGAUGUACAGUGGGACCCAGAAGGAGAGUUUAUCAUCAGUGUUGGUUCUGAUCAAACUACUAGACUCUUUGCUCCAUGGAGAAGAAAACAAGAGACAGAGGUAACCUGGCAUGAAAUUGCAAGGCCUCAAGUACACGGAUACGACAUGCGUUGUCUGGCAAUGAUCGGCCGGUUUCAGUUUGUAUCAGGAGCAGAUGAAAAAGUGCUUAGAGUUUUUCGUGCUCCCAAGAAUUUUAUAGACAAUUUCAGUAACAUCACUGGUAUUCCAGUGGAGAAGCUGUGCUCCCACCAACCAUCUGAUCUUCCAGAAGGUGCAACUGUGCCUGCUUUGGGAUUAUCCAAUAAAGCUGUUUUUGAAGGAGAUAUGGCUGUUCAACCAGCUGAGGAUGAAGAAACAUUUAAUACCAUUUCGAAUCAGUAUCCUGAGAUUUAUUUUCAACCCUUGAUCCUUACAGAGCCUCCUCCAGAGGAUCACUUGCUGCAGAAUACCUUGUGGCCUGAAAUUCAGAAGUUGUACGGACAUGGAUAUGAAAUUUUUUGUGUUGCUUGCAAUAGUUCAAACACUCUAAUUGCCUCAGCAUGUAAGGCUUCCAAAAAAGAACAUGCAGCAAUUAUUCUGUGGAGCACUGCUUCUUGGAAGAAACUGCAGAGUUUGUCAUUUCACAAUCUGACUGUUACCCAGCUGGCAUUUUCUCCUAAUGAGAAAUUUUUGUUAGCGGUUUCUAGAGACAGGAAUUGGUCACUGUGGAGGAAACAAGACUCAUCAGAGUCAGGACCAUUCUUCAGUUGCUGUGCAUACACAGACAAAAAUACAGCUGUUCACAGUCGAAUCAUUUGGUCUUGUGACUGGACACCAGAUAGCAAGUAUUUUAUUACUGGCAGUCGGGACAAAAAGGUCAUUAUAUGGGGCAAUUGUGAUUUAUCUGUGAAUACUGAAGGGAAUAUGUUGAAUUCAAUCAAGCCUUGUUCAGCAGUACUGGAUGCUGGAGAUUCUGUUACUGCUGUUAGUAUCAGCCAUGUGCUUACUCCUGAUGGAAGAUAUAUUGUUGCAGUAGGCUUAGAGAAUGGGAAGAUUACAUUGUACACAUGGAAGCAGAGUGGGCAAGAACCAGCAGUAGCUGACUGGACCACGUGUGUUGAGAUGGAUAACAGUCAAAGUCAUGCUCUUGCUGUGAAACGUUUAUGUUGGAGACAUCAUGCAGGCAGAGCUGGACAUAAUGAUCAGAACAGCAGUGAGUGGUUGCAGCUUGCAAGUUGUGGAGCUGAUCACUGUGUUAAGAUAUUCAAUGUCAACAGAUUUGCUGUUUAGCAAAGGCAGCUGGCCUGUCUUUGCAGAAUGGAUUCACAACAUUUUAUUUCAGCUUUUAGCCAUUUUGGUUGUUGAAUUUUCUGCUUUCUGCUGUGGAAAGUGAAGCAUCUGACAUGUAACUUAUUAAAGCAACUUUCAUGGUAGUUUGAAAUGUCAAAUAUUUUUUUUUAAUUCUGCAGUUCCAGAAAUAUGAAGUAUUUUAUAUGUUUUGGUUGGUGGAUAUCCUGGAACUGAGGGAUGGGAGGUGGGGUAGGGUGUGGGAGAAAGAUAAUGAGACAGCUUUGUUCACUGUGACUCCAAGGGUAGGUGGGAAGCUGCCGGUACUUGUGUAGUUCUGUGCUUGGGGUUGCAAGUGGAACACUGAAUUUUUUUGGAACUCUUCAUUCCUGUUAAACGUACCUGUCAGUCAGCCUGCCAGGGCUGACACUGUGUGUUUAAGCAUGUGCAGAGAUCAGAGUUAAUAUACAGGUUUCUCUGAUUGCCUUCUGAAUGUAUAUUACAGCCCUGGUCCAAGUCUUACAGCUCCUUAUUUUCAAAGGAGUAGUUUGUGUUUGCAUGCCUGGACAGGCCUGCUUGUUUAUUUUUAUUCCUUUCUUCUGCUAUGCAGAGUGCUGGGCUCAUGCUUCUUGGUCAUAUGGUCAUAUUAAAGCUAACUGCACAGACCACUUAGAUCUCUGAUGUUUCCCUUGUGUACCUGUGAGCCCCCUCUCAGCACAGUGCUAUAGAAGAGCCACCUCUUACUCUGCUUGAAGGCUGUCCUCUAUGGUUUGGGCUGGAACAGCUUACAAAUACCACUAGGAAGGGGCUAAAAGGUGGCAGCCAUUCCUUACGCUGCCUUUGGACUCUAAUUGACUUUUGAGUGCCUUAUCUAUUCUGAGGUCUUACUAUUCUGAUGAAGACAGGUUAACUUAGUUGUCCAAUAGUGUUAGGAUGUAAAUAGAAUAGUAGUAGAUGGUGGGUGCUUCAGAACUAAGCCUUUACCUCAGCAGGUCUGUACCUGGUAUCAAAGUCUAAUUUAGAAAUCAGUUAAACUUUGUGAAUUAAAUAAUUUUUGUUGCAGAACCACUUGCUGCCCAAACUGGUAGCUGUCAUGAUUUAAUCCCAGCCUGCAACAUGCAGCCACUCGCUUACCCUCCAUCUAUGGUGGGAUGAGGAGGAGAAUCAGAAAACAAGGUAAAACCUGUAGGUUGAGAUAACAGUUUAAUAAUUGACAUAAAAUAAUAAUAAAAUAAUAGUAGUAAUAAUUGUGAUCAAAAAGGAGACAACAGAAGGAAAAAGGAGAGAAAUAAAACCUAAGACGUAGAAAUGGUGCACAAAACAAUUGCUCACCACCCACUGACCGAUGCCCAGCCCAUAGUGGUUAUCAGUGGCUCCCAGCCAACCUGAUUCCACUUUACAUACCGAUCACGACAAUCUAUGGUAUGAAUAUCCCUUUGGCUAGUUCAGGUCACCUGCCCUACUUGUGCUCCUUCCAGCUUCUUGUGCCCCUCCUGAGUGGCAGAGCAUGGGAAACUGAAAUGCCCUUGAUCAGUGUAACCACUACUUAGCAACAACUGAAAACAUAGGUUUGUAAUCAACAUUAUUUUCAGACUAAAUCCACAACAUAGCACUGUAACAGCUACUAGGAAGAAAAUUAUCCCAGUCAAAACCAGGACAGUCAUGCAGAAGUAAUUUGAAUUGUGUUUAACUCUUUACUGUUUUGCAUCUUUAGAUAAAGACUACAGUUAUUUCAGAGUGGUCCAAACUCUUUUCAGAGUAAUUACAUAGUUCAUGUUGUAAAAGUUUUUAUAUUUUAGCUUUUUAUUUUCAAUUCUGUUUUUCAGCACUAAAAAAUAAAGGUUCAAAAUUAUUUGGGGAAAUAAAACUUCUUAAUAAAGAUGCUUUGGUACA